Molecule: messenger RNA, 6543 nt
Organism: Epinephelus fuscoguttatus (brown-marbled grouper)
Lineage: Eukaryota; Metazoa; Chordata; Actinopteri; Perciformes; Serranidae
Product: leucine-rich repeat and fibronectin type-III domain-containing protein 4
Exons: 8
Coding region: 1074-4232 (1052 amino acids)
Molecular function (GO): protein binding
Source: RefSeq, a predicted model, not a curated record
GAGGAGAGAGAGGAGAGAGAGAUGGGUGUUUUUCCACGGAGCUGAGAUAGAGAACCGCGGAGACAGGGAGAUGUGACGGUUCCAGGAGUCGCGGUGGAAUGAUUCGGAAAACAAGGUCUCUAGGCAGCCCUCCAUCUCUCCGGCUUACUCCCAAACCUCCACUCUCUGCACCGCCCUCCAAGGUCAUCAAUGAACAAGUAAUUCAAUGUGGGAGAACAAACGCGGAUCACACCGCGUAGAGUGCAGAGAGCCCCAGUGACACACCCUGGAAAUCACUCCGGGAAGUGGGGGAUGAGAGAAAGCGGAGGGGGGGGGGACUGAAUGUGUAAAAGAAUGAAGCAAUAGAAGACAGCCACAGAGCCAGAUGAACAAAUAAGAAGCAAUGGGGAUGUAUGAGUGAGGGGGGAGGAAUAGAAAAGGAGAGAGGGAGCGAAAGAAGGUGGGAAGGAAGGAGGAGGAGGAAGGGGGUGAGGAGGGGAGGUGAAGAUCGCUACUGACUCCAGGAUUCCUAUUCUCUGUUGACUGGACUGCUCCACAUAUAGAGAGAAGUUGAAUACGGCCAUGAGGAAAUCAUAUGAAAACACCAUAAAUAGGAUUUCAAGCGAAGUGGAUUCUUGGAUUUCUUCUCAAACUGAGGUCUCUAUUUCGGAAUACCACACCAGGAUUGAGCGAGUAAUUCAGGAUUUUCCAGGUUUUCUUCAUCUAUAGAAGCCUAAGAGGAUAUUGUGGGAUUGGAAUUUCUGCAACUCUCUGGUUUUCUGACACUGACCUACAUCCGCCUCCUUUUGAUGUGCGUGGGGGCAUCUGUGUGUGAAGGGGAGUAGGACAGGUUUCAGCACAAACACACAAUAAGCCCCCCCAAUCCUUCCCCACCUCCCCCCACUGGCCCACCACGAGGAGAAACACCUGGGGCGAGAUCUGUGCUUAACACUCACACACAUACACACAAACACAAACAAACACACACACACACACACACACACACACACACAAACCUGGAUAACAUGUGGAGCUGAUUUGGAUUAUAGAGCCGCACAGACGGAAAAGGUCUGUGGAUCGCCAGGCGUUCUACCAUGCCUGUCCCCCCACCCCUCAAUCCCCGCAGACAAAAACACCUGCCCCACACACACCUCCACCCCGAACAAAGGGCAGACCAUUCCGCCUCCCCCUCCCUCUUCCCUUCAUCCAUCCUCUCUCUUUCUCUUCUGCCGCCUCUCUUCAUCUCAUCUCUGCCCUCCUCAUCCCAUCUAGUCCACUGCGCGUGCCCAAGGGCCACAAAAAGAACCCUUCCUGACUCCAUCCCUUUCCCGGCGUUUCACUGGCUGACUCUGGUCACAUGCUGCCUGCUGCCUUCUCUGAUUGGAGCAGGGGAGACGUGGGGUGUGGUCUCAGCCUGUCCCUUCCACUGCGUCUGUCGAAACCUUUCGGAGUCGCUCAGCACGCUCUGUGCCGACAAGGGCCUCCUGUUUGUCCCCCCGCACGUUGACCGGCGCACCGUGGAGCUGCGACUGGCUGACAACUUUAUCACGGAAGUAGGUGGGAUUGACUUUGUCAACAUGACCGGAUUGGUUGAUUUGACUCUGUCGAGGAAUACCAUCCACCUGAUCAGACCAAUGGCCUUUGCUGACCUGGAGAGUUUGCGCUCCCUGCAUCUGGACGGUAAUCGCUUGACAACACUUGGACCCAGGGACCUUGCAGGAUUGGUCAAUCUACAACACUUGAUCGUCAACAACAACCAGCUGGUCAAAGUCUCUGUCCAGGCCUUUGAUGACUUCCUGAUGACGCUGGAAGACCUUGACAUGUCCUACAAUAACCUCAGGAGAGUACCAUGGGAGUCGAUUCAGAACAUGGCCAGUCUGCACACUCUCAACCUGGACCAUAACCUGAUAGACCACAUAGCGGAAGGAGUCUUUGGAGAGCUGUACAAGCUUGCGAGACUGGAUAUGACCUCCAACAGGCUCCGAACACUGCCUCCUGAUCCUCUAUUUGCAAGGUCCCAGACAGGAGCAAUAAGUCCCACUCCUUAUAAUGCUGUCAUAAGCUUGAAUUUUGGUGGAAAUCCCCUGCACUGCAAUUGUGAACUGCUAUGGUUACGGCGGCUUAUCCGUGGGGACGACAUGGAAACAUGUGCUACACCUCCUCACCUGGCUGGAAGAUACUUCUGGUCGAUUCCUGAGGAGGAGUUCACCUGUGAACCACCUCUCAUCACCCGUCACACUCACAAGCUGUGGGUGCUGGAGGGCCAGAGAGCCACGCUAAAAUGCCGUUCCAUUGGCGACCCUGAGCCAGUAGUCCACUGGGUUUCACCAGAUGACCGCAUCAUUGCCAAUUCAUCCCGGACGAGCUCCUUCAGCAAUGGGACCUUGGAUAUCUUAGUAACGGUUGCCCGGGAUGACGGGGCAUACACAUGUAUCGCAAUAAACGCAGCGGGCGAAGCGACAGCCACUGUGGACUUGAAAAUAAUCCCUCUUCCACACCGGGGCGGAGCAGGUGGAAACACAGGGAAUAACAAUGUCAACACCAAAAACAACAGGAAUGUGACCAAUGGGAUUUUACGGACCGAUCCAGGCUCCUCGGAUAUCAGCACGGGGAAAAACGGAGGGAUUAACAACGGCGCAGGACGUGGAGGAGAGGUUGAGGAUGGCAGAGGAGGUGUAGGGGAGGACGAUGAUGGGGACAGUAGCAGGGCCUCCGAAGGGGAGAGGGUCGAUGGAGGCAGCAUGGAGGACGACGAGGGGGACGAGGAGGAAGGAAGGAUGGUUGGAGUACAAGGGGUUACAUCAACCUCAGCUCAGGUGCGAUGGGAUUUGGGGCGUUUGUCUGCAGCUUACGUUGUCUGGAUGUAUCAGAUACAGUACAACUGCACCGCCGACGAGACCCUCAUCUACAGAAUUCUACCAUCAACCAGUGACCGUUUCCUGUUGAAGAACUUGGUCUCAGGUGUGGACUAUAACCUGUGUGUGCUGGCCAUUUUUGAUGACACAGUUACAUCAUUAGCAGCAACAAAAGUCCUGGGCUGUGCCACGUUCUCCACCAAGGAUGUUUACCCAGCCUGCCGCUCUCUCCAAGCCCAUUUCCUGGGCGGGACGCUGACCAUAUUGGUUGGCGGUGUUGUUGUCGUCACCCUGCUCGUGUUCACUGUGGCGCUUAUGGUUCGCCACCGUGUCUGCAAUCAUGGCGACCACAUGAUAUGCCAUAAUGGCAACACUGAGGCAGGAGGCGGGGCCUGUUGUCAGGGUGGAGGCGUAGGGGGCGGGGACAAAGGGGGAAACAGUAGUGGGUGUUACCAAUCUAAUGGUUCUGGGGACAUGAUGAUGGUGGUCCUGCCCAAUGGUCUGCCAUCUAAGAGAGGAGGGGAGAAGGACAAGGAGAAGGACAAAGACAAAGAGAAGGAGAAGGAAGACGCUGAUUCUGCUUCCUCUCUGCCUCCAAAACUCCCUCCAAAGCCCAGGCCCAAGCCUAAAGUCAACCUGGAGCAGUUUCUUUCAGCUGGGGGGGUUGUUUCCACAACAACAGGGGCAGGAAGUGAGAUGGCAUUGGUGGUGAGGCAAAGGAAGCUGGAGAAGGCGCCGCCAUACACCCCUGAAAGUGACAGAACUCCCCUCUACUAUUCCCCUUCCCCUUCAUCCACCCUGCCCCGUCAGUCACACUCCAGGGAUCGCCCAAAACCCCGUCUGGAGCGAGAACUGACCAAUCGUGCCAGUUUCUCUCUGGCUGCACCCCUAAGAGACUCAGAUUUGUUGGACUGGAGAAUCAGUCCCCGAGGCAGGGACAAAUGGAACUCCUCACAGGCUUAUCAGAGCCCCCUGUCCCCCCUAAGCCCUGCUUGUGGGACAGUUAGCAAACGGCGGCACUCGCUGGAUAUGGGCUCCUCUGUCGCCCUAGCGACUGAUGCUGCUGCAACUGUUGCCAAGCGCUACGGUGCCGUGAAUUAUGCCAAGCGACUGAGCGUGAUCUGGACGAGGCGGAGCCAGUCUCUCCAUGGAAUGCUGGUGCAGUGCGCUUCUACGACAAGCACAACGUCUUCGACGACCAGUGACGAGACUGAAAGCGGUGCCGGCUUUGGGGCUCGCUGUGAGUUCCAGCGGGGAUACAUUCACGCUUAUAACACCACCAAUUCCAACUCUAACGCUGGGAUUUCUACCGGGAAAGCAAGCAGUGUACAAGACAGGGGGAGACAAACAGGGAAGGACGGAAGGAGUGCUGAAGAACUGGAGGAAAGUGUUGUGUAGGGGGAUCUGGAAUGUAAAGAAAAAAGUAAGAGGGACAAAGGGUGUGUGAGACUGUUUGAAUGGGAUCUUGAUUUGAAGGGGGCAAAGAGUUGGAGUCAGGGGAGAAACUGAGGGAGCACGAUAGGGAAGAUGAAGUGAUUGCAGAUGAGGAGGGGGAGGUUGUGAGUUUAGACGAAGGGACGAGAGUAAAAUUGAUUAGAGUCUCACUUGUGCUGCUGCUGCAAAAAAAAAUAAAUAAAUAAAAAAAAAAGGAAGUGAGGGGUACCUGGAAGUCAGGUGAAGAUUUUUAAGAGGCUCCUCAAGCUGACCUGAAGAGUGAUGGGCGGAAAAAUAAGUGUGGAGAGGGAUGUGAGAGGAAAAGGGAAAAGUGGGAAAAUUAUAAUAGUUGUGUGUUUUAAAAUGGUCUUUAAUAACUCAAAGCUGAACUUAAGAUGUAUCGGUUAAUAUUAAGUGAUACAAGAUAGGAAAAAAAGUGACAACACAAAAACACAACUCAGAGAAAUCACGACAAAGAGAGUGACAGCUGUAAGAACAGACAAUGUCAGUGAUAUAUAUAGGCACAAAGGGAGAGACAUAAUCAAACAGGGGAACACAUCAAUAGAGCAACAGAACAAAGGUUAUACAGCAGAGACAGAGAUGGCGUGAGCUCAGCAUGGAUCUCAGUAAAGCCUUUACACUAAUAGAACCAGACUCUUGCUAACACUUCAACUCUCCAGGGCCUCAGCCCCCACAACACCACGAGGGUUUACACUGGAUCAAAAACAACAACACAACCGGUAAUACUGGAGAGACACUCCUCUCUGACAGAAAUACAACAGUAAUAAAAAUAAAAUAAAAUAAAAAAUAAAAAAGCAGAAGAUUUGGAUGACAUAGUCCUGCUUUGUUAUCUUGUUUUUGACUCCAACACUGAUGGCCAUUUUGAAACUCUUUUUCCAAAACACAAUGAAUGUGACUUUUAUGUGUCCUCUGUGGCUGGACAAUGAUUUUGGCUUGCCGUGCCUGCGGAUUAUGGCAGCAUAAAUACAGAGCCGGGUGCAUUGGACAUGAUCAAUCGAUACCGGCUGGAAAGAGUGAGUGCAGCACAGACAUUAUUAAAAGAAAGACAUUGGGAUUACAAUGGAGUCGAUAUGGAUUACAAAAUGGAGGAGACAGGGAUGCAGGAUGGAACAUAUGUGCGUGUGCAUUUCUGAAAGACAAGAUCUUACUGGAUGUCGGAUGAUAAUGGACCAAACAAAUGAAUAAUGCUAAUGGAUGCAUAAGUGUGCAUGCAUUGACGGAUCAGGGACAGGAUGUGCAUAUGUGUGCCUGUGUGUUGUUAGUGUGCACACAUGUAUAUGAAUGUUUGUGAGGGGCAAUCCAGUCAACCAGACUCCAUUUGUGUUUAAUAAGGUUUAGCGCUUUCUGGACAUGCUGUAAACGGAAUAAAUGUAAAAAUUUGAGAUUUGCGGUCCACCCAAAGUGAAGUUAAAAGCGAGUAAAUCGCUAUUUCCAGCAAUGUAGCAUGGUCAGAAAGCAGCAAGCAUUACAGGGGGAAUUUCAAAUUCAUUUUUUGUGACUUCAGACUCCUUUGUGCCACAUGGAUUCACUUUAAAUCCAAACAGUGAAUGUUUUCAGAAAGGAAGCAGAUUCAAAAAAAAAAGACAGAACCCCUAUGGAAGUAACUAAUGACAUAAACUCUUCAAGACUUUGUAAAACUUAAUAUGGGAUGACUGAUCCAAUGGCACACACCACAGAGACUCUUAAAAACUUCUAUCAAAGAGAAAAAAUGAAAAGAGAAAACUUGAAAGUACAUAUAUAUAGUAUAUAUAUAUAAAAUGAUGUUACUUGUCGCACCAUGUGUUUCUGUUUUUCAAAGUUUUCUGGGGAAUGAUGUUAGGAUCAAAUACAAAAAUAUAAAAACGUGUGAUUUUUUGUUUUAGGCAAAAAAUCUUCAUGAUUAGAACAUAAAAAAAUGUUGAUUAUAACUAGGCAGAAAAAGAUCAAAACAGAUAUUGAAGAAGCACACACAGCACAAAACACACUAACUGGCAAGCACACACACCCCAAAAGAUAGACAUACACAAACAGAUGCCUAUAAAACAGAGCCAACUACAUUAAUAACAAUGACUUUAACCAUUACUGUUGUUUCCUUUCUGUUUUUAUUUCAUUUUGCCAAAGUCAAUAUUGUUCUCUGGACUUGAUAUAAAUAAUAAAAAUUACAUGUAUGGAACAGAGAUGGACUCAUUAACACAAGGGAGGAAGUUGUUUGUCAUUUGUGUUUGCCAUGUGUUCACGGAUGUUGCAUAAAAGUGUGUAUGUGUAAAAAGGAUUU